Molecule: messenger RNA, 1163 nt
Organism: Scleropages formosus (Asian bonytongue)
Lineage: Eukaryota; Metazoa; Chordata; Actinopteri; Osteoglossiformes; Osteoglossidae
Gene: myl9b
Product: myosin, light chain 9b, regulatory
Exons: 4
Coding region: 120-644 (174 amino acids)
Molecular function (GO): calcium ion binding
Source: RefSeq, a predicted model, not a curated record
UUUAAACAAACUUUAGGCUAACGGUCCGUCUUGUUGGGACGUGACGCGAGACAGAGGCAUCAGGGUUCUAAAAUAAUUACUAUAAGCAGCGGAGGCCAUAGCACAAACCACCUGGCAACAUGUCGAGCAAACGCACCAAGGGGAAGACCACCACCAAGAAGCGCCCACAGAGGGCCACUUCAAACGUCUUUGCCAUGUUUGAUCAGUCCCAAAUCCAGGAGUUCAAAGAGGCCUUCAACAUGAUUGACCAAAAUCGUGACGGCUUCAUUGACAAAGAAGACCUCCACGACAUGUUGGCAUCUUUGGGCAAGAACCCAUCAGAUGAUUACUUGGAAGGAAUGAUGAGUGAGGCACCAGGUCCAAUCAACUUCACCAUGUUCCUCACUAUGUUUGGGGAGCGACUCAAUGGCACUGACCCUGAGGACGUCAUCCGUAAUGCCUUUGCUUGCUUUGAUGAGGAGGGAUCUGGAGUGAUCCACGAGGACCACUUGAGAGAACUCUUGACUACUAUGGGUGACCGCUUCACUGAUGAGGAGGUGGAUGAGCUAUUUCGCGAAGCACCUAUUGACAAGAAAGGCAACUUCAACUAUGCCGAGUUCACUCGUAUCCUCAAGCAUGGUGCCAAGGACAAGGAUGAUAUUUAGAGACUGACUGCUUUUUUCGCCCAUCGCUGCCCAAACCUGAUGACCUCCGUCGCUCUCAGUAGCAGUGCUCACCAUCUAUAGUUCCACUUUCAAUGUCAAACAGGCCAUUGAAACCUACUGGAUUCAGAGAAUCCGUUUUCUCCAUAUAAAAAAUGCGUUGAAAAUAUUUGAAAAUGGCCCAAAAAUGAUUGACAUUUGGGUAUGUUGUAAUUUUCACUUUUCUCUCUAAAAAUAUAUUUAAUAAAUGCCAAAUCUAUUUUGGGCCUUUUCAAAUAUUUACAUAUAAUCAGAAAAUACAGUAUGUACAUUUCAAAUACAUUGCUUUUUCCAGAUGGGUUUGCUGCCAGAGUAGAUCAAUUCAUUUCUUUGUAUCCAUUUGCAUCCAGAACAUACUAUAGCGCCAAACGCAACAUGCUGCUGGCAGGACCUGGUUUCCUGUGGAGACAUGUUUGCCAAUAUUUCUCUGCAGUGAGCCGUAUUAAAGUGCAUCUAUUCCAAACAUCUACAUCUCUACUGUGU